This is a messenger RNA of Penicillium salamii, 2280 nucleotides long. Lineage: Eukaryota; Fungi; Ascomycota; Eurotiomycetes; Eurotiales; Aspergillaceae. The record is from the annotation of a GenBank genome assembly.
AUGGACCCAAGGAAAACAAAACGGGCAAGCGGUUCCGGGGCACUUGUCCCCAUCACUUUCAUUCUCGCGGAGACUUGUCCAAUUUCCAGCCAUCCGAUCAUGUCACGCCAAUCUAAAACGCGCCGAACACGCUCGCUAGGCGGCUGCAAGACAUGCAAACGCCGACAUGUCAAGUGCGACCAGAGCCGCCCCAGCUGUCAAGCAUGCGUCACCCUAGGGCUAGCCUGUGAGGGAUUCCCAGAUGGGGUGCAUUGGAUGUCCGAUAAAAAGCCCGGAUCUUCACAAAAGUCGCCAAGCGGUAAACGAGGCUAUCUGACUAGCCUCGGAAUUAGACGCCAUCUAUAUACCGAAGAGUAUAGACGCUCAAUGGGUGCCCUCGUCAGUAGAGGUCUUGUGUCAGGCUCUAUCGACGCUUCUUUGGAGGAGAUUGAUCUAAGGUCGCAGGAUCCUAGCUUCGGCUCCAGCGGCGAAACACAAAUUGGGCCCUUUACUGUUCUCAGUUUUUCAGAUUCAUCUCCAUCCGAUGGACAUCCAACGCACUACUUGGAUACCUCGAAUUACUCCCCAUGCUCACCGCCUGCCCAUAUUGAUGACUUCGGUAUCAAUCAUCCAUAUCCCGUCUUCGAUAUUCCGGAUAGCGCGAACGAGCUGUUGCAGUGGUCAGAUCUCUUUGUGACUAGUGAUGAUUUCCACGGUAUCCUGUCCGAUCCGACCUUUGGGCUUGGUAGCCCACUUGACCUUCAGAGCUCCACUCAGUCGGAAGGCCCAACCCUUGCAAUAGGCCCAGCACUUGAAAGUGCACCGGAUCAAUCGCAUCUUGCACCAACUCUUCCUUCAAUCAAUAUACUUGCAGAUGCUUCUUUCCUGCUCAGGACUUUCCAAAAGGAAGUUGUGCCCCAGUUGACCGUUGUACCUCUUGCUAAGAGUCCAUGGAAUGCUUUGAAUGUCCCUCUGGCACUGGUGACCCUGGGGGAACUAACUAUCAUGGAAUCUAGAGAAGUUAAACAUGCACAGCAGGCAAAUCUUUAUAGUUUACUGGCCUGUUCUGCUAUCUUUCUGGCAACAAGCUCUACAGCAUAUACCACAGAUCCUAUACAAAGGAAUCAUUGGAGACAGGCGGCUGAGCAAGCAUAUCAUGAGGCCAAAACCCAUAUGGAUCUUUCCUUGGUCAGAGAACUGGACGGAGUCGAUAAGGCCAAGUUGAAGGAUCAGCUUAUGGCCCUUUAUGGACUGAUCGAAUUUGCAAUAUUUUCGCACAAUUAUCUAGACGCCCGAAGAUAUCUGAUUGAUGCCGAACGACUUCUACGCUUCCGAGGAUUGGCCAAAUGUAGGAUAUCGCCGAAACUCCGGCUUCUGUUCAAUCUUUACGCAUGGCUUCGUCUUAUUGGAGAGAGCACAUACGUAUUGCAUAACUAUGUGCCGUCAGAUUCAUUCAUCAACAGCCUCAGUGCCAACUGCCAGACUCAGGAAGCACAUCCAGAUGAACUCGCCAAACCGAGAAUCUUCGAGCACCGUCAUCGAAUAGAUGACUUUCUAUACUUCGAGAACUCACAGGUCGAUCUCAAUAUCGACGAACAGAAAGAUCACAGAUUGGACCUUUCUGAUAUCCAUUUACAAGACUCCCGAAUGACGGUUGAGAGUCUAUGCCAUCAGGUCUACGGUAUCCCUGAAACCAUGCUGAGCUUACUCUCUCAUGCGACUCGGUUGGCAAAUGUCACGGAAACCUUGCAAAGCGCACAUGACUCACAUAUGCCAAUCAGCAAUGAUGUGUGGACAACCUUGAAGCGUCGAAAGACACGCCUAGAGAACGUAAUCAUGUCUUUCAGAAACCGUGGCCUUGCUGCAAGCGCCGGUGAAGAAUACCCUUCACCGAGUAAGCUCAUGGUUCAGGCCUUGAACUCCGCGUUGGUGAUCUUCUUCUACCGAAGAGUGCGACGAGUCCACCCCGCGAUAUUGAGCGGAUACGUGGACCACAUCAUCACCACAUUCCGAGACUGGUUAAUACUCGUGAAAGACGGCAGUCCAAUCGGUCCUGGAACCUUGUGGCCUAUCUUCAUGGCCGGAUGCGAGGCUACGACGAAAAUACAGCGAGAUGCUAUCUUGGAGAUUGUGGGUCAAGCUGGGGCAAAGAGUGGUUUCCUGCCUUUCAAAAUCGCGGAAGACAUCAUGUCGGAGGUCUGGUUGGUACAGGAUCAGCAGCAGUUGGCUAAUAUUAGUGAUCCUCUCCCAACUUGGAUGGAUGUUUUAAAAAAGCGAAAGAUAUGGCCGAUGUUUUGUUGA